This is a messenger RNA of Capsaspora owczarzaki ATCC 30864, 1284 nucleotides long. Its product is annotated as UDP-glucose-hexose-1-phosphate uridylyltransferase. The transcript has 5 exons. The record is from RefSeq and is a predicted model, not a curated record. Lineage: Eukaryota; Filasterea; Ministeriida; Capsasporidae. The coding region runs from base 24 to 1085 and encodes 353 amino acids. Gene Ontology annotation, cellular component: cytoplasm. Gene Ontology annotation, molecular function: UDP-glucose:hexose-1-phosphate uridylyltransferase activity; zinc ion binding. Gene Ontology annotation, biological process: beta-D-galactose catabolic process via UDP-galactose, Leloir pathway.
AGUUUCCUCCAUUUUUCCACACCAUGUCUGAAUCGAGCUCGUUCUCGCUGACCGACCACCCGCACCGCCGCCUGAACCUGCUGAAUGGCAAGUGGAUUCUGUGCUCGCCGCACCGUGCCAAGCGCCCGUGGCAGGGCCAGCAGGAGAAGACGAGCGGCUCGACGCGCCCCGAGUACGAUCCCAACUGCUACCUGUGCCCAGGCAACAAGCGCGUCACUGGCGAGCUCAACGACAAGUACGAGCACACGUUCGCCUUCAGAAACGACUUUUCCGCAUUGCUCAGCGACACUCCCGCCGGCAGCGUCUCCGAGGGCGAUGGCUUACUUGUGGCUCAGUCGACGCGCGGUCGCUGCCAUGUCAUGUGCUUCUCGCCAAAGCACAACCUCACCAUGGCGCAAAUGUCCACCGAGGAGAUUACCGGCGUCGUGCACGAGUGGAUGCGUCAGCAGAAGGAGCUCAGUGCAGAGUACGAGUACACGCAGCUCUUUGAAAACAAGGGCGAGGUCAUGGGAUGCUCCAACCCGCAUCCGCACGGCCAGGUCUGGGCCUCGGACACGGUGCCCGAGGAGGUCUCGCAGGAAGUUGCCUCCUUCCGUCUGCACCGCGCUGACAAGCACUCGUGUUUGCUGUGCGACUACCUCGCCCUCGAGCUGAGCAAGCAGGAGCGAAUCGUGCUGGAAAACGACUCGUUUGUUGUUCUUGUGCCAUGGUGGGCCUAUUGGCCGUUCGAGACGCUUGUUCUGCCGCGCACGCACACGUCGAGCAUUGCUCAGCUCGACGAAAAGCAACAGGUCGACCUCGCUGCCAUUCUGCAGAAGCUCACGUGCAAGUACGACAAUGUCUUUGAGUGCAGCUUCCCGUACUCGAUGGGCAUUCACUCGAGCCCGAACUCGAUGCUUGCAUCUGGCGAGUACCACAUGCACAUGCACUUUUACCCGCCGCUGCUUCGCAGCGCCAGUGUCAAGAAAUUCUUGGUCGGCUACGAAAUGGUGGCUGAUAUUUGCCGUGACAUUACCGCCGAGCAAGCUGCCGAACGAUUGCGCUCGCUGCCAACUGUCCACUACACCGUCUCGUCGUCGUCUUAAGCCCCGCUGCAUCAUCCGUUCGAGGCUUUGUUCUUCUUUUUCAUACCAAUGAUGACCGGGCGCUUGUGAAACAAACAGUUCUUCCUUGUAAAAUCUCAGACAACAUGCACAAAUAGAACGGGGCAAGACUCGAGUCCAAUCAAAUAAACGAACUGGUUCCGGCCAGCAGGGCUCCCAAGUCGCGAACGGAGUCCAAUUC